CUUUCUUUAUAUUCUUCUUUUUCAUAUAUAAACACAAACAUAUCUACAAAUGUCAUUAAAUCCUUCUAUCAAUUCAUUGGUAUCGUCUCCAGCUCAAAGUCGACCAUCUACUCCUAUUGAUCCUAAUGGUCUAAGUUGGCCAAGUAAAGGAGCACAAACUCGAAGGGAUGAAACUAUUGCCGAACGACAAGUAAGACAAGAUAAGAUUGCUGGAGCUGUACGAACAAUAUUGGAAUGUAUUGGUGAAGAUCCUGAUCGUGAAGGUUUAUUGAAAACUCCUGAUCGUUAUGCAAAGGCUUUAAUGUUUUUUACAAAAGGAUAUGAACAAAAUAUCAAAGAGGUGAUCAAUGAUGCUGUUUUUGAAGAAGAUCAUGAUGAAAUGGUUAUUGUUAAGGAUGUAGAUGUCUUUUCAUUAUGUGAACAUCAUAUGGUACCAUUUACAGGCAAGAUCAGUAUUGGUUAUAUCCCCAAUCGUCGUGUGGUUGGACUUAGUAAAUUGGCUCGAAUUGCAGAAAUGAUCACUAGAAGGUUACAAGUUCAGGAACGAGUGACCAAACAAGUGGCUACAUCUUUGAUGGAAAUUUUACAACCUCAAGGAGUUGCUGUCAUUAUGGAAUCUACACAUUUAUGUAUGUGUAUGCGUGGAGUGGAAAAGCCUGGUAGUACUACUGUAACAAGUUGCAUGAUGGGUGUUUUUAGAAGUGAUCCAAGGACAAGAGAAGAAUUUUUGACUCUGGUUAGACGUCGAUAGGGGAAUAUAGUUUAGGGAUACUAGAUUAGAUUAGAUUUUUUUUGGAAUAUAUUUUGAAAUAAAAAUCAUAUUAGAUAUUGUAACUGCUUAUAUUCUAUGGUAGCUCUGUAAUAUGUGAUAAUACGAUAUGUGAUGAUGAG
This is a messenger RNA of Halteromyces radiatus, 891 nucleotides long. RefSeq lists its product as uncharacterized. The transcript has 6 exons. The record is from RefSeq and is a predicted model, not a curated record. Bases 50 to 751 code for a protein of 233 amino acids. Gene Ontology annotation, biological process: tetrahydrobiopterin biosynthetic process; tetrahydrofolate biosynthetic process. Gene Ontology annotation, cellular component: cytoplasm. Gene Ontology annotation, molecular function: GTP cyclohydrolase I activity; GTP binding; zinc ion binding. NCBI's taxonomy places the organism in Eukaryota, Fungi, Mucoromycota, Mucoromycetes, Mucorales, Cunninghamellaceae.